Grosmannia clavigera kw1407 is the source of this 552-nucleotide messenger RNA. RefSeq names its product cell division control protein. Gene Ontology annotation, molecular function: calcium ion binding; microtubule binding. Gene Ontology annotation, biological process: spindle pole body duplication. Gene Ontology annotation, cellular component: half bridge of spindle pole body; mitotic spindle pole body. Lineage: Eukaryota; Fungi; Ascomycota; Sordariomycetes; Ophiostomatales; Ophiostomataceae. The transcript has 3 exons. The record is from RefSeq and is a predicted model, not a curated record. The coding region runs from base 1 to 552 and encodes 183 amino acids.
AUGAUGGGAUCAAGGGUAUCCGGCAAGGAGCUGGUCCACCAGCAGCCAUCGCGGGACGAGUUCCACCGCCUGUCCGAAGACCAGCGCAACCAGAUUACCGAGGCGUUUACUGUCUUUGAUGCCGACAAGGACGGCCGCAUCGACUACCACGAGUUCCGCUUCAGUCUCCGCGCGCUCGGUUUCGACCUACCCAAGCAGGAGACGUUCUCGUAUCUGACAAAGUACGCAAUACCGCCGACCGCAUGGCCGCGCGAAAAGGAAUGUGCGCCUAUCUGGCGCGAAUUCACUCUACCCGUGUUUCAGGGCAUUGCCGGAAAGCUGAUGGCAGAGCGCGACCCGGAUACCGAGUGCCGACGAGCCUACCAUCUGUUUGACACCGAGGGCAAAGGCGUGAUCACGGUGGAGGACUUGCGGCGGGUGAUGAAGGAGAUCGGGCAGUCGAUGGAGGAGAGCGAACUCGCGGCAAUGAUUAGGGAAUUUGACGCAGACGGCAAGGGAGGUAUCAACGAAGAGGAAUUUGUCAAGGUCAUGAUGGCCAAGCGGCAGCUGUGA